Messenger RNA from Aspergillus fumigatus Af293, 429 nucleotides. RefSeq lists its product as uncharacterized. The record is from RefSeq and is a predicted model, not a curated record. The transcript has 2 exons. Bases 1 to 429 code for a protein of 142 amino acids. NCBI's taxonomy places the organism in Eukaryota, Fungi, Ascomycota, Eurotiomycetes, Eurotiales, Aspergillaceae.
AUGUCACCCUCAGCUGUGGAUGCUAUUGACGUCGCCAACGGCAAUUAUCGGCCAGGUUUAGGUUUUGGUUCCGUUCGAUCAUUGGGUGCUCUGAACUGGAAGGACUCAGAAGACGAGCGGGCGCUACAAGGAGCUGAAGUUAUUACAGCAGCACUCAAAUUCAAGGGGAACCCACAAGCCUUGCAUAUCAUGCCCGGGCAAUCCCUGCAAUACAAAUGCAUCAUCCCAGUUAACGUGAUUAGGGGAAGUCGGAAGUCUAGCUGGAUGAACAUCAGGGAAAAGCCUUCUCCUACAGGUCCGUCAUUCAAUGUUUUCAGACCCCGAACUCUCGAAGACAGGCAUCAACAGUUCCGUCGUGCAUUGAGGGUAGCGGACCUCAAACCUUUCGUCUUCUACCUCCGCCACCUGUGGAAAUGUGAGCCUGGAUAA